AUCACUGGUUCUCUUUUUUAUAAAUACUGAAGAGUCGGUCAAAAUAUCAGAUUUUGGAGAUGGAGUCUGGAAAUCAAACUGCUAUUGCGCUAAUACCGUUUUGAAUUGCUCAAUUCUCUACGCAAUUCAUAAGCUUCCCCCUCUGAAAAACUCAUUCGGAUGUUUGUCGUUCAAUCAAACAUUUGUUGAUGCCCUCCACUCCACCAUUUUCCUACUCUACUUUUGCCCAAUGGUACUUCUGGACCAACCUUUAAUGAAAAAGUACUCAUUCAUCAUGGGAUGCGCUCUACUUUUCUGCUACGAGUCAUCGGUUCUCACUCAUUUCUGCAUCUCCAUCAACAGAUUCUGUGCCGUCUUGGUGCCACUGAAGUAUGACAUAUGGUUCACCAUAAAAAAUACGAAAAAGAUUAUCGCAUUGUUGUGGAUUGUUGAAACAAUUAUUGCAGCCAUUUUCUACCAGUAUUUGUGCAAUGUGUUCUACUUGGAAGAAAUUCAUUUCAUACAAUUCACCAGUACCGAGUUUUGUGGGAUGGUUGCGUGGUAUGAGGAUUUUGUAAAAAAUGCUGCAAUCAUCGCAAUUAUUGUGUGUUUGGACAUCACAACUAUACUUCGAGUUCAUCAUGUUACCAAAAAGGCCCGCGCCAACAGAGGCGAGGACGCUAAUAAAUUCUCCCCGAGAGACAUCCGUUUCCUCCGGCAAACCGUUUUUCAAGGAUCGGUGUUUCUUCUCGAGUUGAUCACAUAUUUCUUCAUUCCACAAUAUUUCCAAAAUCAGUGGAUCAUAUUUCUCGGAACUUCGUUCAUCUGGGUUGCAAUUCAUGCGAUUGAUGGAAUGAUUGUAAUCGUUUGCAACCCAGAAGUCAGAAACUUUCUCAUCGGAGGCCACAAAGUCACCCAACAGACUGUUACUCAAAGCGAUAUGACAGCGGCAUAACCAAGCCCUCAAAAUUUACAAAACAAAUUAUUAUAUUUUUUGUGUAUAUUUUUUGUAUAGAAAUAAUUUAUAACCAGAUAACCAGAGAAAAU
Molecule: messenger RNA, 1026 nt
Organism: Caenorhabditis elegans
Lineage: Eukaryota; Metazoa; Nematoda; Chromadorea; Rhabditida; Rhabditidae
Gene: srx-67
Product: G-protein coupled receptors family 1 profile domain-containing protein
Exons: 6
Coding region: 230-934 (234 amino acids)
Biological process (GO): signal transduction; G protein-coupled receptor signaling pathway
Cellular component (GO): membrane
Molecular function (GO): G protein-coupled receptor activity
Source: RefSeq, marked reviewed